This is a messenger RNA of Rosa chinensis, 1020 nucleotides long. RefSeq lists its product as uncharacterized. Lineage: Eukaryota; Viridiplantae; Streptophyta; Magnoliopsida; Rosales; Rosaceae. The transcript has a single exon. The record is from RefSeq and is a predicted model, not a curated record. Bases 506 to 982 code for a protein of 158 amino acids.
UCCAAAAAUAACCAGAAUUUCUACUUCCGUUCCAAAAAUAACCAGAAUUUCUACUUCCGUUCCGGCUAAAGGCAUAACUAUUUUCUCCGCACGAAAAAGAAAAAACAGUUACAAGAAAUCGCCUUUUAGGCGAGGAAAUACUUUCUCGUUGAGAGUAAAGAUUUCCUCACUAAAGAAAUGUUUUGUCGCCAAAAGUAAGGAUUAUAGUUUCGUCUCUCACAAGUCUCUGACCUAAUAGCCUUCAUCAUCGUUGUUUUGGAGGACAGAUUAGGGCCCAGGUUUUUGUUAUGGAGUUUUUCAAAAAGCCAAGGUCGUACGUUUCCGGAGCCACCACAACAAGUACCUAUUAGCCGGCGACGACGAAGAGUCCGUUUGGCAAGAGCGUGAGGGACACGUGAGGAACGCAAGAUGGAAGGUGGAGAUCAACGAGAGCGGAACAGCCAUACGUCUGAAGAGCUGUUAUGGAAAGUACUUAACGGCGUCAAACACGCCAGGACGACUGGGAAUGAAGAGCAAGAAAGUGGUGCAGACGUUGCCAGAGACGUUGGAUUCGACCGUUGAGUGGGAGCCAAUCAGAGAAGGGUUCAAGGUGAGGCUGAAGAUGGCAGGCCAUGGCCAGUUUUUGAGAGCCAAUGGGGGUGUGCCACCGUGGCGCAACUCCAUCACGCAUGAUACUGCUCACCGGAGCGGGGCAAAGGUAUGGGGGUUGUGGGAUGUGGACGUGGUGGAGAUAGCCAUGGAUCAACUUCCGGCCCCACCGAAGAAAACAAAGCCGGAUGGUGAUGAAACGAAUGAUGGUGAUUCGCAACAACCGGACGCUCCGUCGGAGAUUGACGUGACAUGGUCGCCCCCGAAACAAAAUUCAGAUAGUAAAGAGAGAAAAAUAGGCCGUGGAGUUGUUAGAACCAAUGAUCUAUACUCUUGCUUUUCCAUGUGUACUUGUCCAACAGUUUAUGAUGAGAAAGGAUCAAAACAAUCUUAAUUUGUACGUAUAUAUGGCAAACAAAUUAAUUUGGCCCA